Molecule: messenger RNA, 4202 nt
Organism: Heterocephalus glaber (naked mole-rat)
Lineage: Eukaryota; Metazoa; Chordata; Mammalia; Rodentia; Bathyergidae
Gene: Slc2a10
Product: solute carrier family 2 member 10
Biological process (GO): D-glucose transmembrane transport; circulatory system development
Cellular component (GO): membrane
Molecular function (GO): D-glucose transmembrane transporter activity
Source: RefSeq, a predicted model, not a curated record
CUGGAGUUGGAGUACAAUCUCCUUAAGAGCAAAACUCACCAACCCAGCCAGGCCCUGGGGAGCACCUGGCACGGAUAGGCAUCCAAACCUUACUGUGGGAUGAAUGGGUGUUGAGUGAGUGAGCCGUGUGUGUGUGUGUGUGUGUGUGUGUGUGUGUGUGUGUGUGCACGCUCGGAAGGCCAGGCAAGCGUGGACCACUGUGACUGGGGACUCUCCUAUUACGACAAAGCUAGGGACCCGGCGGGCCUUACAAUAUACUGGGAGAACUUCUGGCGGGACUUGAGUGUCGCAGCGUUGCUCCGGGCCCGGGCUCCCCGCGUCCCGCCUCUCUUGGCCAACGUGGCUGCUGCGCGGCGCGGGAGGCAGGGAGGGGCGCAGCCGGGCGGGCCGGAAAGUUUGUCGGCGGCAGCCUCGGAGGGGACUCGGUGGGGGAGGGGAUGCACGCCGGGCCCCCAGCGCCCCCAGCACGCCCGCCCGCGGAGCCCGGCUCGCCAUGGGCUGUCCUCCACCUGUGCUGCCCCUGUGUGCCUCUGUGUCUUUGUUGGGUGGCCUGACCUUUGGCUAUGAACUGGCAGUCAUAUCAGGUGCCCUAUGGCCACUGCAGCUUGACUUUGGGCUGAGCUGCGCACAGCAGGAACUCCUGGUGGGCAGCCUGCUCCUGGGGGGGCUCCUCGCCUCCCUGGGGGGUGGCUUCCUUAUUGACCGCUAUGGCAGGAAGCGAACCAUCCUGGGGAGCAACCUGGUGCUAGUGGCGGGCAGCCUGAGCCUGGGCCUGGCUGGUUCCCUUCCCUGGCUGGUCCUGGGCCGCUCGGCUGUUGGCUUCGCCAUCUCACUCUCCUCCAUGGCCUGCUGUAUCUACGUGUCAGAGCUAGUGCGACCUCGGCAGCGGGGAGUGCUGGUGUCCCUCUAUGAGGCAGGGAUCACUGUGGGCAUCCUGCUCUCGUAUGCCCUCAACUAUGCCCUGGCCAGCGCCCCCUGGGGGUGGAGGCACAUGUUCGGCUGGGCUGCAGCGCCUGCUCUCCUUCAAUCUCUCAGCCUCCUCUUCCUCCCAGCUGGUACAGAGGAGCCCGCAGUGUAUAAGGACAUCAUUCCACUACAGGGAGGUGAGGCCACCAAGCUAGGCAUGGGGAGGCCACGCUACACCUUUCUGGACCUCUUCAGGGCCCGGGAUAACAUGCGAGGCCGGACCACAGUGGGGCUGGGGUUGGUGCUUUUCCAGCAGCUAACAGGGCAGCCCAAUGUGCUGUGCUACGCUUCCACCAUCUUCCACUCAGUCGGCUUCCGUGAAGGGUCCUCCGCUGUGCUGGCCUCCGUAGGGCUGGGUGUGGUGAAGGUGGCAGCUACCCUGACCGCCAUGGGGCUGGUGGACCAUGCUGGCCGCAGAGUCCUACUGCUUGCUGGUUGUGCCCUCAUGGCCCUGACGGUCAGUGGCAUAGGCCUUGUCAGCUUUGUGGUGCCCAUGGACUCCGGCCCCAGCUGCCUGGCCAUGCCCAACACCACCCAGAAGACAAGCCUCCCCGGAGGCUCUGGACUGCUAAAGGACCCAUCUCUACCUCCUACGCCAAGAACCAGAGGGGACCAGUGGGAGCCAAUCUUGUCAACCGCUAAGCAAACCAAGUUCCAUCCAGGACCCAGAGCUGCCACAGCUACUCCCCUGACAGCCCUGGGCACCACCUCUUUGGGGCUCCCUGAUCCCACCCCAGAACACACACUGCUGCGCUGGACAGCACUGAUCUGCCUGAUGGCCUUUGUGAGCGCCUUCUCCUUUGGCUUUGGACCAGUGACCUGGCUCGUCCUCAGUGAGAUCUACCCUGGGGAAGUCCGCGGGAGAGCCUUCGCCUUCUGCAACAGCUUCAACUGGGCCGCCAACCUCUUCAUCAGCCUCUCCUUCCUCGACCUCAUUGGUGCCAUUGGCUUGUCCUGGAUCUUCCUGCUUUAUGGACUGACCGCUGUCCUUGGUCUUGGCUUCAUCUACUUUUUUGUUCCUGAAACAAAAGGCCAGUCGCUGGCGGAGAUAGACCGGCAGUUCCAGAGCGGUCGGUUCAUCCUGAGCUUUGGCUGCAGGCAGAACUCAGCAGGCAUCCAGUACAGUCGCAUCAAGGUCUCCACGGCCUCCUGAGGAGUCCACCCACCCGGAAGAGGCAGGCACGUCAGUGUCUGCAGACCAACUCCAGCUUCCUGACUGCUGGGCCUGCAGCACGAGGUCCAGGAGGCCCUUUGGGAGUGACCCCUGCCCCAAAGGAGGGCUCUGUAUUGGGUUCAGAGAUGAAAGUCUGAGAGGCCUGAACUCUCCUUAAGUGUGAGGCUCAGAGGGCCCUUGAGGACCUGUCUUCGUGCCUCAUUUUCCCCACUGACUUUGCAGGGGUUUUUUGUUGUUGUUGUUGUUGUUGUUUUUGGUACCGGGGAUGGAACUCAGGUCCUUCCACUUGCAAGGCAGGUGGCGGAAUGCAGUAUUUUUAAUGAGAAUAUUAUACAGUCUUCCUUGGACUUUCUGGACUUUUUUGGACCCUGGACUUUCUCAAGUAAUCUUUGGGGUACCAAUCCUGGCAGGAAGUGUCUCCUAGAAUCCCCCCUAAAUCCACUGUGGAUAUCAUAUUCUCUGCUGUCUUUUUCCAUCUGGCAGGGAGUUUUUAGUCAGAGAGAAUCCUGCUUCUGGGAUCUUAGCUCUCAGUCUUGCUCAUCUCUAAUUCUCUUGCCAAAGAUAUUUAUCAUUUACUUGAAACUGACUGCUUGGCAGGCCCUGGAUUCUAAUCCUGGUUCUGCUGGUAACAUUCUUCUAUGAGCCUGGGCCUCAGUUUCCCCAAUACGUGCAAUGGGAGGCUUGAACUAGGCUGUCCUUGAGACCUCUUCUGACCCCAGUGGGCUGGAAUCCUAAAAGCUGGUGACACAACAGACACUCAAGUGGGGCCCUUCUCACCCUCCGGUUGCUAGCAUCGCUUUGGAGGAUUCAAGUUUUCAUUUGAAGGAAAGGAGAAUAGUAUUCCAGAGCUGUGCACACUAAGAUCCAAGGCAUGUGACAGAUGCCAGAGUCCUCUGCCAGGAGGCUUUGCCGGAAGGAGGUGUUUGAAGGUCGCACACCUUGGGGUCAGUGUGGCCUCUGCUAACAGACCUCUCAGCUUCUAUUUCCUCAUUUGCAAAAUGGGAACAGUUGUGCCCCGAUGGUGUAUUUAACCCCUGUGUCCCUUGGCCCGUGACUGCUCCUCUCUGUUUCUGGAGACUUCUUUAUCCAGGGAUGUGCUGGAGCUGGCUUGUGAGGGCUGAUUAUUAAACUGGUUGUUAAACACAGCUGUUACUAAAAAUACAUUAUUUGAACUUAUAAUUAAAUGCAUUGUAUAAAAGACAAAGGUAAUGAAUACUCAACACUCACUGACUCCAAAUUAUCUUAAUACACUUUUCUGUUAUCUGUUUUCAGCUGGCCCCAGAAGUGUGCUUGCAUCACACAGGUUAGGGAAUGCUACAAAUCAGGGCUUGAUUUUUUGGGGGGGAUCGAACUCGUGUCCUUGUGCUUUCGCAGCAGGCAGCGAAACCACUGAGCUAAAAUCCCCAGCCCACGGCUUGAUUUAUUGUUUUGUUGACUUUCCAGAGCUAACAACUGCUGGACCAAAUGUUAGUAAUGCGAAUUAAACUUAAAAGUGUGCCAUGUUUGUAGCUGAUACAUUGUAAGUAGAAAAAAAAAAAACUAAAGGAAUAUUUUUCCACUGUUCCUAAACUAUUGUCCAGUUUAGCAGACCCUGUGCUCACCUCAUCGGUGAAGGAAUUCUGAAACACUGUAUACCCUAAUUGCUUUUUUAAACUUUGAAAUUGCAGCACUUGGGCUCGAACCCAGUGAGUGCCGAGCAACAUUCCCAGCCCUUUUUUAGUUUUAAUUUUAAUACCCUGGCCAGCCUUGAACUUGAGACCCUCCUGCCUCCUUCUCCUAAGCAGCUGUGAUUACAGGUGUGUGCUACCACGCCCAGCUUAAUUGCUCUACUCUUCUUGUCUCAUUUAUUAAUGUAAAUAAGGAUUUCAAUCAGCUUUCAUGAUGGGUAAUUAUCAAGCAUUUUUAUUUGUAGUCUAAUUUUGUCACAUCAUGGGUGAAUUGCAGUGAUAGUCGGCUUGGGAUACAAGAGAUUAGCUUAAAAAAUCAACAAAAGGAUUCUGUGAGAAUUAAUUGGCAUCCAAAAUUUGCACAAGAGGAGUUACAAUAAAGAGCGUUUACAAUA